Messenger RNA from Camellia sinensis, 1192 nucleotides. RefSeq lists its product as uncharacterized. Lineage: Eukaryota; Viridiplantae; Streptophyta; Magnoliopsida; Ericales; Theaceae. The record is from RefSeq and is a predicted model, not a curated record. Gene Ontology annotation, cellular component: endoplasmic reticulum; endoplasmic reticulum membrane. Gene Ontology annotation, biological process: endoplasmic reticulum to Golgi vesicle-mediated transport; intracellular protein transport.
GCCAUGCCCCUGGUCAUGGAGAAUGUUAAUUCCAAAACCAAACUGUAAGUUUCCAAAAGCACUUUAAGAAUCUAAAAUAUUAAACAGUGACAAAUAAAGCAUUGCCUCUCUAUGAUGCCAAUGCAUUCUUGAUCCCUCUCUUGGUUUAUUCUUCUCUGUCGCCACACCUUCCAUCACUGCUCUUUCGACCCAUCUACCUGGCUAUUUUUUUUGUGUGAACUUGGAAAGAUGAUUCAAUUGCUGCUUCCACUGGUGCUCAUCGAGAUGGGUCUGACUGUGAUCCUCGUGUUCGACACGCCUGUAAUAAGGAAACUUGUGAUGAUGGGGUUGGAUAGGGUGAAGCAGGGGAGGGGACCGUUGAUGGCGAAGACUGUUGCAGGAACAUUGUUUGUGGUGUUCAUCUCAAGCUUAUAUGGUGUGAUGACAACCCAGAAGCGUAUGAUGGAAACAGGUUCGGUUAAUCCAACGGAUGAGGUUCUUCUUGCAACUAAUCUGCUAGAAGCGUCAAUCAUGGGAUUCUCUCUAUUCCUUGGAUUGAUUAUUGAUCGCCUACACUACCAUAUCAAAGAGCUUCAUCUACUGAAUAACAAUUUGGAUGAAGCCAAGCAACAAUUACUGGGUUACAACAAUUUGAAAAGCAGAGGCGUAGAUGAGACUAAGGUGUUGAAGAAAGAAGUUUCUGUAAGCAGUACCAAGGACAAGCCACUCAAGUCUGAAAACAAGAUCAAACUGCAAGAGGCCGACCCCAAGACCAUAGCACGGCUUUGAAAAGAGCCAUUUUUUUGUGGUUCAGGAUUAUCUCGUCAUUAAUGAUCUCAAUUAUGAUCGGCCAACUCAACAACAGUAAAACUCAAAAUCUCAUGAUCUUGAAAUUCUCCAUUUCAAUUGAAUUGGUGAAUUAUAAUUGAUUGAAAUCAUUAAUGAUGUGACGGUCCUCAAUAUUUUCUUGUUAAAAAAUAAAAAGCAAUCACAAAAUUAUAAUGAUAAUAAUUAAUAAUUCUCAUGAAAUAUGAGAUUUUUAUAUUUUUAAUUCAGUUGGAUUGAGAAGGAAAACAAAUUGUUUAACUUCCCAAAAUAUGUAUAUAUAUUAUGUGUAUUGUAAAUUGUAAACUAAUCCAUAUGUGUCCUGCAAUUUGGACAAAAGAUGUUUAUUCUAUUUAUGAUGUAUGUGACCUUUAGAACAUGUUCUUUA